AUGUCCAUCCCCAACGAAGCUUUGCAGAAGGUGAACUCCCCCGCUCCGGCCAAAAAUAGCGGCGUCUACAGCCUUGUCUACAGCAUGCUGACUUACCGUAUGAACAGCUCCUCCAAGAGCUCGAGACCCGCAUCGUCGCCUCCCAGCAGCAGAUCGGCAUCACUAAGGCGCAAAUCACAACUAAGCAGAGAGAUGUUCGGUUGCUGGAGUUGA
Molecule: messenger RNA, 213 nt
Organism: Aspergillus melleus
Lineage: Eukaryota; Fungi; Ascomycota; Eurotiomycetes; Eurotiales; Aspergillaceae
Exons: 1
Coding region: 1-213 (70 amino acids)
Source: RefSeq, a predicted model, not a curated record